Prorocentrum cordatum is the source of this 690-nucleotide messenger RNA. NCBI's taxonomy places the organism in Eukaryota, Dinophyceae, Prorocentrales, Prorocentraceae. The record is from the annotation of a GenBank genome assembly.
AUGUCAGGCGAACACCCAUCAUUGGUCCAAGAGUGCCAGAAGUUCUUCGAAGGCGCAGCCAAGCACAGAUUCAAGGAUGCCCUUGGAUUCGUGAUGAAGAACCAGUACGUCAAACUUACUGGCCACGAUCCUGUCUUUCGCGACCCGAUGGGCUUCCUGGGUGCCAUGCGCGAGAGAUCGGGCCCGUUCAAGCUGGAGCUCGAAUCCCGCAGCCACGAUGGUGCAACGUUCCUCGACGUGGAGCUGAACUGCCUCGUGCCCGGCCUGGCCGCGGACGACUUCCCGCCGUUGGCGAUUGGAGUCCGCCCGGUCCCGAAGACGCGAAGGCGGUCAGAGGCGCCCCGCAGGCAACCGCAGACGCCUCGCGCAGGGCCCGGUGCCUCGCCGCGCGCCCCGAGGGCGUCGGCGCCGCCGCCCGGGCCGCCGCCGGCGGCCCCGGAGGUGGUGCCGCGGCUGCAGAUGGUCGAGUUCUGCGCCGACGCGGGGGCGACCGACGCCAUUGGAGGAAGCGCGACGGAGGCGGCGGAGGCGGCCACCUGGGGCCGCUCAUCGGCGGCGCCAGAGAACCGGGCGGAGAUGCAAGCCAGGAAGAACAUGCGCGUGCUCGACCUGCUGGGGGCGGGCGGCAGCAAGGCGGCGCAGGAGCUGAUCAGCAACAUUUCGAUCUUCUCGCAGAAGUUGUCCCAGAAG